Molecule: messenger RNA, 357 nt
Organism: Trichoplax adhaerens
Lineage: Eukaryota; Metazoa; Placozoa; Uniplacotomia; Trichoplacea; Trichoplacidae
Exons: 3
Coding region: 1-357 (118 amino acids)
Source: RefSeq, a predicted model, not a curated record
AUGGAAAAAAAUUCUGAUAACGAAGAGCCAAAAACCACAAUAUGUUGCUGUUGUUUUACCAAGCGAAAUAAGAAACAGACUACGUACCAGCAAAAACUGAUCGUUUAUCGUUCACGAAAUACAGAAAAUGACCAGUUGCUCAUGUCUGAUAGUGGUGUAUCAUUAUAUAGUGAUUCUGAUGCUGAAAGUACCAUCGAUGGAGUUGUAGAAUCUUCAAAUUGUUCAACCCAAGAAACAGAUCGUAGAGAUGAUGAACCAGAAGUAGCUGAAUCUAAAGUGCUAUUAGAAAAGACAAGAGACGCCAAUCCAUUAGCUAGUAAUGCAUCGUAUACUGACCAAAUCACAUUUACAUUUUAG